UGAAAGAGGAGGAUGCAGUUUUUGGAGUGAAGGGGGAGGGGGAGAUUACUGUCACAUUGGAGGAAGAAGAGGAGACUGGAGAGCUGAUUAACACCAGAGAAAGACCAGACUCAGAGGAAGCAGAGACGUCCAAACCAGCAAGACGACGCCACUGCUCCCACUGUGGAAAGGUUUUUAACCAGUUAGGGGACCUGAAACAACAUGAGAGAAUACAUACAGGAGAAAAGCCAUACCAGUGCUCCAAGUGUGGAAAGAGUUUUACCCAGUUAGGGCACCUGAAAGGCCACAAGAGAUUGCACACAGGGGAGAAGCCUUAUCGCUGCUCCCAGUGCGGAAGUAGUUUUACAGCGUUAGGGAGCCUGAAAAUACAUGAAAGAAUACACACAGGAGAGAAGCCUUACUACUGCUCCCAGUGUGGAAAGAGGUUUGCCCGUUUAGGGCACCUGAAAGAGCAUACAAGAUUGCACACAUGGGAGAAGCCUUACCACUGCUCCCUGUGUGUAAAGAGAUUUUCCUCAUCGGGGUGCCUGAAAAUACAUGGGAGGACACACACAGGAGAUAAACCUUUCCAAUGCUCCCAGUGUGGAAAUAGUUUUUCCUUGUUAGCGAGCCUGAAAAGACAUGGGAGGACACACACAGGAGAUAAGCCUCAUUACUGCUCCCAGUGUGGAAAGAGUUUUAACCGGAAAGGACAACUGGAACAGCAUGAGAGAAUACACACAGGGGAGAAGCCCUACUACUGCUCCCAAUGUGAAAAGAGUUUUGCCCGGUUAGGGGACCUGAGAAGACAUGAGAGGAUGCACACAGGAGAGAAGCCUCAUCACUGCUCCCAGUGUGGAAAGAGUUUCAACCAGUUAGGUCACAUGAGAAGACAUGAGAGAAUACACACAGGAGAUAAGGAUGUAGGCUGCUGAACAGUAGGACAUAGGAAGGAUACUGAACAGUAGGACAUAGGACAGAUGUAGGUCCAAUACAUGGUGGAUCAGUAGGCCGUAGAGACUCUGAAUGUGUCUUGUGUAUUGACUUUCCAGUGUUUUCCGUACUGCAUGUAUUAUAGUGGAUUGGGUUUGUGGAUUUGUUUGCUGACUUCACAAAAUGAAUUUCCAUGUAAAUGGACAAAGUAUAUUGCUCUCCUUUUGAGAAAAGACAAAUCCAGUUAGAGAAAGGUUUCCCAAACUCUACCCCAAAGAGUAGAUAAUAAUAAUAAUUGGUCAUUUAGCAGACACUCUUAUCCAGAGCGACUUACAGGAGCAAU
Molecule: messenger RNA, 1255 nt
Organism: Coregonus clupeaformis (lake whitefish)
Lineage: Eukaryota; Metazoa; Chordata; Actinopteri; Salmoniformes; Salmonidae
Product: zinc finger protein 239-like
Exons: 2
Source: RefSeq, a predicted model, not a curated record